CACAAACUUGACAACCACCCACCAACUUUCUAAGGAAUCCUAGAAGACCAAAUCCAAACAAUCCCAGAAGACCAGCUCCAAGAGGACGAGAUCAAAGGAUCAACUGCAUACCAUGGCGCGAACCCUCCACAUAGCCAUCUUCAACACAGACAUCCCCGUCCCUAACGUUUCCACAGAGCGCGCCUCCAGCUACGGCCAAAUCUUUCAUGAGCUCCUUAUAGCCGCCGCAAAACGUACUUCUCCACAAACAAUCAUCAAGAGUACAGAAUACGACACCUGCAAACUUGAGUACCCAUCCACCCUCUCCGACGUGGACCUGAUCCUCAUAACCGGCUCGAUAAACUCAGCAUACGACGACAUCCCCUGGGUGCACCAGCUAGAACAGUACAUCAUCGACACCUACAGAGAUCAUCCGAGGUUGAAGUGGUUUGGGAGCUGUUUCGGACACCAAUUAAUCUGCCAAGCGCUGCUGAAGGGGUAUGGCGUGCGCGUUGACGCCGAUGCGCGGGGGUUUGAAUUGGGUGUGAAGGAGAUGGCUAUGGACUCCAAGUUCCGUUCUGAUUUUGUUAAGCAAGGGUUCGAAGUCCCGGAGAAGAUGAGGUUGCAACAUGGAUGCGCUGCCGAGCAACUGGUCGGUGUUGGGGAGUACGGAGUGGUGUUUGAAUCAGGGGAUGAUGGAGGUUGGGCGGGUGCUUACAUUCCAGGGGCAUUUUGA
This is a messenger RNA of Macroventuria anomochaeta, 715 nucleotides long. RefSeq lists its product as uncharacterized. NCBI's taxonomy places the organism in Eukaryota, Fungi, Ascomycota, Dothideomycetes, Pleosporales, Didymellaceae. Gene Ontology annotation, cellular component: cytosol; nucleus. The coding region runs from base 113 to 715 and encodes 200 amino acids. The transcript has 2 exons. The record is from RefSeq and is a predicted model, not a curated record.